This is a messenger RNA of Mus musculus (house mouse), 3336 nucleotides long. RefSeq names its product NLR family, pyrin domain containing 9A (gene Nlrp9a). The record is from RefSeq and is marked validated. Bases 127 to 3141 code for a protein of 1004 amino acids. NCBI's taxonomy places the organism in Eukaryota, Metazoa, Chordata, Mammalia, Rodentia, Muridae. Gene Ontology annotation, cellular component: cytoplasm. The transcript has 10 exons.
AAGAAGCUAGCAUGACUUCUUAGUCAGUCUUAGUUUUUCACAGUGGCCCUUCAAUAAGUACUAGCCCAUGGGACCAGGUCUGGAAUGGAUUUAUCAACCUCUAGAUUCUGAGGUCACUGUCCCAAGAUGAUGGACUCAUCUGGGUAUGGCUUGCUGCAGUAUUUGCAAAAGCUCAGUGAUGAAGAGUUCCAGAGAUUUAAAGAACAUCUCAGGAAAGAGCCAGAGAAAUUUAAACUUAAACCUAUCUCCUGGACUAAGAUCAAAAACACUUCCAAAGAAGACCUGGUAAUGCAAUUGUACACACAUUAUCCAGGAAAGGCAUGGGAUAUGGUGUUGAGCCUGUUUCUACAGGUCAAUCGGGAAGACCUCUCAACCAUGGCUCAGACAGAAAGGAGAGAUAAACAAACUAAAUACAAAGAGUUUAUGAAGAAUACAUUUCAGCACAUAUGGACAAUGGAGACCAACACUUAUAUACCUGAUAGAAGCUACCACGAAUUUAUAGAAGUCCAGUACAGAGCAUUGCAGGACAUAUUUGAUUGUGAGUCAGAGCCAGUCACUGUAGUUGUAUCAGGUUCUAGAGGAGGAGGUAAAACUACUUUCUUAAGAAAAGCAAUGUUGGAUUGGGCAUCAAGAAAUUUACUGCAGAACCGAUUUCAAUAUGUUUUCUACUUCUCCGUCUUCUCACUUAACAAUAUCACAGAGUUAAGCUUAGCUGAGCUUAUCUCAAGUACGUUGCCUGAAUCUUCAGAGACAGUGGAUGAUAUUUUAUCUGAUCCAAAAAGAAUCUUGUUUAUCCUGGAUGGAUUUGAUUACCUGAAAUUUGACUUGGAACUCAGGACAAACCUGUGCAAUGACUGGAGGAAGAAGCUGCCAAUACAAAUUGUCUUGAGUAGUUUGCUACAGAAAAUAAUGCUCCCAGAAUGUUCUCUGCUCCUUGAAUUGGGAAAUGCAAGUCUUUCAAACAUUAUUCCUUUGCUGCAAUAUCCAAGGGAGAUAAUUAUGUCAGGAUUCUCUGAACAAACUAUAGAAAUCUACUGUGUGUCUUUCUUUAAUACCCAGACAGGUGUAGAAAUCUUUAAGAAUUUAAAGAGCAUUAAACCAUUGUUCAAUUUAUGCCGCUGUCCUCAUCUAUGCUGGAUGAUCUGUAGUACUAUAAAGUGGCAGUAUGAGAGGAGAGAGGUAGCAAGUCGUUUUGGUCGAACAUUAGGACUCCUCUACACAAUAUUUAUGGUUAGCGCAUUUAAAUCAACAUAUGCCAGGAAUCCAUCUAAACAGAACAGGGCCCGUAUAAGGACCCUAUGCACCUUGGCUGUAGAGGGAAUGUGGAAACAGGUAUAUGUGUUUGACUCUGAUGACCUCAGGAGGAAUGGGAUAUCUGAAUCAGAUAAGAAAGUGUGGCUGAGAAUGAAAUUUCUCCAGAAUCAAGGUAGCAACAUUGUAUUUUAUCAUUCUACACUACAGUGGUACUUUGCUGUGCUGUUCUAUUUUCUCCAAUACAAAGACACACGUCACCCAGUUAUUGGAAACCUCGCUCAACUCCUAGGAGAAAUCUAUGCUCAUAAACAGAACCAAUGGUUCCACACACGGAUAUUAUUGUUUGGAAUGGCCACUGAGCAAGUUAACUCCUUGCUUGAACCAUGCUUUGGCUGUAUAUCAUCCAAGGAGGUAAGACAGGAAAUCAUCAGAUACAUCAAAAGUCUCAGUCAACAAGAAUGCAAUGAAAAACUGGUGGUGCAUCCCCAGAAUUUGUUUUUCUGUAUACUUGACAACCAGGAGGAAAGAUUUGUAAGACAAUUGAUGGAUCGAUUUGAAGAAAUGACUGUUGAUAUUAGUGAUGUUGAUGAUAUGUCAGCAACUCCAUAUUGUCUGCAUAGAGCCCCAAAAGUGAAAAACCUUCACCUGCAUAUACAAAAGAGAGUUUUUUUAGAAAUCCAUGAUCCAGAAUAUGGUGACUUAGAACUCUUUAAACUCGACCAAAAACUUUUAGCCAAGCAUUGGACUACGUUAUGCACUUUUCUCUGUAACUUACAUGUGUUGGAUCUGGACAGCUGUCAUUUCAAUGAAAAAGCCAUAGAGGUUCUCUGUAAUUGUUUGCCUCUAACUUCUUUAGUACCUCUGACUGGUUUUAAGCUCCACAGAUUGUUGUGUUCCUUCACGACUAACUUUGGAGAUGGUUUAUUAUUUUGCACAUUUCUUCACCUACCUCACCUGAAAUACAUGAACCUGUAUGGCACUAAUCUCUCUAAUGAUGCAGUUGAGAGGCUGUGCUCAGCUCUGAAAUUUUCAACAUGUGGAGUGGAGGAGCUGUUGUUGGGAAAAUGUGACAUAUCAAGUGAGGCUUGUGGCAUAAUUGCAGCUUCCCUUAUCAAUUCUGAGGUGAAACAUCUCUCAUUGGUUGAAAAUCCCUUGAAGAACAAAGGAGUGAUGUCACUGUGUGAAAUGCUGAAGGAUCCAAGCUGUGUCCUGGAAUCACUGAUGUUGUCUUACUGCUGUCUCACAUUCAUUGCCUGUGGACAUCUCUAUGAAGCUCUUUUGAGCAAUGAACACCUCUCUCUGCUUGAUCUGGGGUCAAAUUUCCUGGAAGACACUGGAGUGAACCUUCUGUGUGAAGCUUUGAAAGAUCCAAACUGCACCCUCAAGGAGUUAUGGUUGCCUGGUUGCUAUUUAACUUCAGAAUGUUGUGAAGAGAUCUCGGCUGUCCUGACUUGCAAUACAAAUCUAAAGACCCUGAAACUUGGCAACAAUAACAUACAAGACACUGGUGUCAAACGGUUAUGUGAAGCUCUGUGUCAUCCUAACUGUGAAAUGCAGUGUCUUGGGUUAGACAUGUGUGACUUCACCAGUGACUGUUGUGAAGACCUGGCCUUGGUUCUUACCACCUGCAACACAUUGAAGAGCUUAAACCUUGACUGGAAUGCCUUUGACCAUUCUGGGCUGGAGAUGCUCUGUAAGGCCUUGAAUCACAAAGCCUGUAACCUGGAGGUGCUUGGACUGGACAAAUCUUUAUUUUCUGAGGAAUCACAGACAUUACUGCAAGCUGUGGAAAAGAAAAAUAAAAAUCUGAAAGUUUUGCAUUUUCCCUGGCUUAAAGAGGAACUCGAAAAGAGGGGUGUUCGUCUGGUAUGGAACAGCAAGAAUUGAUCUGUAACAAAGGUUUAUCCUUUUUUAUGUUUCUCCUAUAUACCCUGUCCCAAGUUGCACACCAUGGUACUGGUGGCUGUCGCCAGAGCUGUUCUUCCACAUUGUUCCACCCCCACCUUUCUUUAUAUCUCCCCUCACCACUUUGCAAUGUUUAUACUACAAGCACAUUCAAUAAACACUAAGCAUGUGUGAAAA